Messenger RNA from Caenorhabditis elegans, 2187 nucleotides. RefSeq names its product ANK_REP_REGION domain-containing protein (gene mlt-2). The record is from RefSeq and is marked reviewed. Lineage: Eukaryota; Metazoa; Nematoda; Chromadorea; Rhabditida; Rhabditidae. The coding region runs from base 131 to 2137 and encodes 668 amino acids. The transcript is spliced from 12 exons.
AUUGUCUCUUACAUCCCUGCGCGUCUCAAACUGGAUCUUUUUUUUGUCUUUUCUUUUGUUGCAUCUCUUACAUUAUCACUGACAUAUUUAUUGCAUUUAUCGAUUAUUCCCUGAGAUUUUUUGUAAAGAAAUGAGCGGUGCUGCAGCAGAUGGAAUUGACGAUAGAGAUAUUCCAAAGCAAGAAUUUUUGGAUGCAGCAUUCAACGGAGACAUUGAUAAAAUCGACGGUUUGCUACGGGAUAAAAAAGUUCAUAUCGAUUCAGUAGAUGAUGACCAAGUUACGGCUCUACAUAUUGCAGCAGCUAUGGGUAAUAAUAAAUUAGUUGUUCGUCUUCUUGACUAUGGUGCAAACAUCCACGCGGUCAAUCAUUUGGGCAUGACAGCUUAUCAUUAUGCAGCUCGGGAAGGGAAGCUAGCUGUUUUGGAUACACUCAUGCAACGUGGAGCAUCAAAAAAUCAGACAACAGCCCUUGGAGUAACUGCAUUAACACUUGCAUGUGCGGGCGGCCAUGCUGAUGUCGUUCGAAGACUUAUCAGAAUAUCAAAUGAAACUCCACGUUCAAAACAAUCGUUGGCACCAACUCCUCUUAUUGUAGCAACUUGUAGUAAAUCUCCACAGAUUUGUAGUUACUUGGCUGAUUUCCGUGUUAAUUUAGAUGAAUCGAUGAAAAAUCUGGGAAAUCUGACAGCAUUAUCAAUGGCAAUAGUAUGUACUCCAGGAGUUUAUAUGGUUCGAACUUUGAUUGAUCUUGGUGCAAGUGUCAACAAAAAGGGACUAGGUGAUAAAACAGCAGAGGAACUUGCAAUAAUGCUUAACAGAAAGGAUCUUAUACAUUUUUUCAAUGAGAAGAAAUCUUAUCGAAGUAGAAUGAAUGCUGAUAGUGAUGUACGAAAAGAAAUAAAAAAUGACCACAUAAUCGAAAGAGAGCUGGGUGCACCGGCUCAAAAUGGAGUGUCUCCACUUAUGUACGCAACCACUGUUCGCAGUAUUAAUUCGGCGAAACAUCUUGUUCUGCAUCGAGAUUCAGAUGUGAAUAUGAGAGAUAACUUGCAUAUAACAUCAUUACAAAUUGCAAGUCUUCUUAGAGUUGACGAUAUUAUACCACUUUUAUUGCAACGGAGAGCCGAUGUUACGGUUGUUAAUAAAUACGGGUCGACGGCAUAUGAUCUGUUUUUACUGUCUUGUGAUUUUCUAGAGCCUGGACAACUGCGUGGCCAGCUUCAUUGCCAUCGCCCGAUUGACUCAAAAUCAAAUUUGAAUAGCUCCUCUUCCAACAUUUAUAAAGCCCUCCGGUCACAAGGUAUUCUAACAAAGGUGGGCUCUCAAAUUGGUAUAAACUCAGCAAAAAUCGAAUUAAUUGAGCCGAAACAUUGGCUCGCGGCAAAAACCAAAUACCAACCGGCUAAACUCAGAAAUAACUAUAAAUUUGCAUCCGUAGAAGAUAUUUUAAAAUCUUGCAAAGUUGCAAAACGUCCAGAAACGAAUGAAUGUGAUAACGAAACUGAAGCAAUCAGGGAGUAUAUGGAGGAAUGCCAAAGUUUUGCUGUCUUUUGUUUUUCUGAUUUCUAUGGAGAACGAGAAAAUAACAAAGCUACAAUUCCCGAUUACUACGAUAAAGCUCAAGAUAAUGCAAAACGUUAUGCAUAUCUAAGAAUGGACGGUUUGGAUAAAAAAAAUAGUGGAAGACAAGAAAAUGUUUCGAAAUUAAUCCCAGUUCGUCCACGAAAAGAUAGUAUUGAAAGAGAAUACAGAAAACCUCGUAAUAUUGCAUUGGUAGAUUCACCAUCUCAAAGUCAAAUGAGGACAACUCCAAGAAUGCUUAAAAAGAGAGAUACUGACUAUUUUUCUGCUCAAGCUGGAAGAGCACGUGCUUCUUCAACUAGUUUGCAAGUUCCAACUGUAACGGUUACAAGGCAGAGGCACGUAACUUCUCCAGUAAUCGAAGAUAUGAUAUGGAAUCAUUUUGUUCGUCGUGGGAAGAAUGAACUGAUGCGUGUACUGCAAGCAGCUGAAAUUGAUAAACACAGUUUCUUCUCGCUACAACAAAAAGAUCUUGAAGCAAUGAACAGUUACACUCCCGAGAAUAUGAAGCUUAUUGAGGAUAUUCAAACUGCAAUUCUUAGCCGAUCACUGUAGAUUUCAGUAAACGCCAUUAAUUCUAAUAAAGCUUUCUAUAAUUCCGUAAA